Trichoderma gamsii is the source of this 1608-nucleotide messenger RNA. RefSeq names its product cytochrome P450. The record is from RefSeq and is a predicted model, not a curated record. NCBI's taxonomy places the organism in Eukaryota, Fungi, Ascomycota, Sordariomycetes, Hypocreales, Hypocreaceae. Bases 1 to 1608 code for a protein of 535 amino acids. Gene Ontology annotation, molecular function: iron ion binding; heme binding; oxidoreductase activity, acting on paired donors, with incorporation or reduction of molecular oxygen. The transcript is spliced from 3 exons.
AUGCUAACUCAAAUGCUUUCCAUGACCUCGGUUGCCUCUACAACUUCUGUGCUCCUCAUCAUUGGUCUUGUUAUUCGGAUUAUUCAAAAUCGGAUUCUUCACCCUCUACGCUCAGCACCUGGUCCUUGGUUCAACAGCCUGUCAGAACUGCCUGCUGCAAUAGCUCUUGUGAAGGGAGAUCAGCACCUUUACUAUAGGUCUCUGCAUGAAAAAUAUGGGUUGGUCGUGCGAGUAUCUCCCAACGAGCUGAGCUUCAUUGGCACAGAUGCUCGAGAAGAGAUCUAUGGAUUUCGCGCAAGUGCUUCAAAAAAAAAAAAAAAAGAUCAACAUUGUCCCUUUGCUAACUUUCGGAUCAUGCAGAAAGGUGCCCUUCUCAUGGAGAAGAGUCCCAUAUUUCUCGGAGCCGUGGGAAACGUUGACGGAGAAACUGGUGUAAGCCUUGCGCUUGAUAAAGAGCAUACCCGCCAACGCAAGGCAUUGGGUUACCUUUUCACCAACAGCGCACUGGCCAAGCUGGAAGACAUACUUCAGAUUCAUGCUCACAAACUUGUCGCCGUGCUGGAGAAAGGAGCAUCUGAGAACCAAGCAAUGAAUGUCUCAGACUGGUACACGUACCUUGCUUUUGAUAUGAUGGGCGACCUGUGUUUCGCAGAGCCUUUUGGCUGCUUGGACCAGGCUUCAGCAACGGAGUGGUCAACCUCUGUCAUCAACGUUUUCGUAGCGGCUACAUGGACACAGGGCAUCCGCCGAAUAUCUGGAGUUGGCACAUGGCUUGAGCGUCUCAUUACAUGGCUUCUGGUUCCUCAAAAAGCUGCAUCAUGGAGGUCAAUCCACUUGAACAACUCACGCGAGAAAACCGUCCGUCGCCUGCAAGACCCCAAUCGAGAGCAUACAGACUUCAUGUACCAGAUUCUAAACAACGAGUCCAGAAGCCUGUUGUCCAAAACUGAAAUCCAGUUGAAUAUGGCUUUAUUCAUCAGUGCUGGGACCGACACAACGGCUACAGCUCUCGUCGGCUGGACAUACUUCAUCUGUACCCACCCCAAUGUAUACAAGAGACUUACAGCGGAGAUUAGAAGCGCUUUCAUGGCCAACGAAGAUGUCAAAUGGGAAAAGGUCAAAAAACUGGCGUAUCUCGAGGCGACGUUGAACGAAGCUCUGCGCCUGUUCCCACCGUCACCUGCAAGUCAACAGCGUGUAGUCCCUCCAGGAGGUGCCACUAUUGCCGGGUUAUAUGUUCCUGCAGGAACCACAGUGGCCGUACCUCCAUGGGUAUCAACACACUCGCACGUCAAUUUCGUGGAGCCUGAUGCCUUCAUACCAGAACGAUGGCUGGCAGAAGACCCCAAGUUUCAAGGUGACCGCCUGAAUGCUUCGCUACCAUUCGGAACAGGACCUCGGGUCUGCAUUGGGAAGAACCUGGCAAAUCUUGAAAUGAGGCUCAUUGCAUCCAAAAUGCUGUGCAACUUUGAUCUCGAGCUUGACAUCGGUGAUUACAGGAUGGCGAAUCAGCAGUGGGGUCUCAACGGUCAAAUGAUGCCUAUGAAGGUGUAUCAUUCGAUGACGAAGCUACCACUCUGGAUCAAGGUGAAGCGAGUAAAUUCAUAG